AUGUCUCUUACGAUUAAUGAGUUCCGCCGGAUUGCGCAAUCCGUUUGCGAUAUCGACGUCGGGCUCGACCGCCCGUUAGCUUACCAGGUGAGCUCCUGGAACAAGUUAUAAAUCAUGUUUUUUUAUUACGUUAUUAUAUUAACUUAAUAGUCUAUCCCUUUUAUAAUUAAAAAAAAAUUCAGGUGAUAAGUUGCUGUGGGAAAACUGUUCUGCAAUCUCAUUUGGCGUCGUUUUGGCCCGAAGGUUGCGGUAAGUUUUCAAAAUUGAACCAACAACCGCAAAAAAAUGUCUAAACCAAUAAAAAAAAACUUCCUUGGCGAAUUCAAACACCACAACAAGAAAAUUCAAAAGGACAAGGAAAAUCUAACUUAUGAAUGGUUUUAAGAAUUGAUAAGCCUCGAAAAUGCUUUCGAUAUCUACCUGCAACUUGAAGACUUACAAAUCGCCGAAAAAUGAGCUCCGGGCCAUUUUUUUCACACUCGCCUCACUGUAGAGCAAGUUCUUGAAGCAAUUGUAUAAUCUUGAAAAUUAAAAAAAAAUAAUUAUAAAUUUACAGCCGGAAGAAGGUGUUAUCAACGCGGAACGAUUAGCAGACAUCCUACGACAAUACGAAGUCGACGGCUUCAUCGAUCUUGAAAAUGUAAGCUUUUGAGAAAAAAUUGUUCGAUCAGUUGCAAGAGCAAUUUUCGGACCCGAGUUAAAAAAAUUCAAAAAAAGAUGGAAAAACUGAUUGAGUGUAAAUCAGUCAUAUUUUUUUCUAAAAAAAUUUUUUUAAAAAGCAAGUCUGAACCAUUCAAGAUUUUUUGGUUAACGCGGUGAUUGUUUUCUUUUUUUCACUUCAAUACGGCACCUGACAAAAACAUAACCUUCUUUUUCAGUUAUUUCAUUCAUCACUCAGGAACCAUAAAUUUAAAAAAUAAAUAAAAUUUAGUUUGUCCGCGACACUCGCGUUAUACGAGAUGAAACGAUAAAUCGAUUAUUAGGCUUUGAAGGUUUUAUUUUGAAUGAAACGAAGAGAAAACAAUUUGAAACAAAGAUGAGCCAGACGACCUCGAGGAAAAUGAUUCUGAGCUUGCAACAGAAGGUGAAAACUCCACAGACCUCAUCAGCAACUUCCAAGUACCAGUGGUUAGUUUUCAAGUCCCUUUCUCAAUGGCGACAAUUUUUUCAAAUAAAAUCUACCAAUGCUAAUUCUAAAAAAAAAGCUCAAGCUUCCAUCAUUUUUGAUCGGAAAGCGUUCUCGCCGGUCUAAUCAAGAAUUUUGCGCUGAAAUAUUUUUCAGCCAUGUUUUUUUUAAUUAUUGUAAUCAGGAAAAAAAAGAUUAAAAAAGAAAAAAUAAUAAUAAACAUACAGUAGCGAAAAGGGGUGAGCAUUCUUUGGUUUUUCGUCCGUAACUUUAUCAAAAAAUAAUCAUUUUAACCUGAAAUUUCAACCAUUUAAGUAACAUGAUGUUUUUUUUAAAUUUUCAUCACAAUCGCAAAAAAAAGAUAAACAAAUAACAAAUCAACAAAGCCAGUAAACCGCCAUAAUUGACUUCCAAUUCAAAAAAUUAAGCAAUUAGAUCUAAUACUUCUUAGAAAUUUGAGUGUUCCCUACAGUGGUUAGGGGGAAAAACCCAUACAGGAGCCGAAAUAGUGGUCCCUAUAAGGGUGAAAUCAAGAUGGUCUCUACAGGGGUUUAGGGUCUGACCAGGCUUGCGCGUCAAGCCAGGCGGCCCGGGCUUUGAAAAAAAUCUUGAAUUUCCUUUUAAAAAAAGUUCACCGAAAAAUUAUUUUUACUUGUUGAAUCCUAGUUUCUAAUAACUUUAUAAAGAAAAAUAAUUAAAAAAUCCCAUUUUCUCGUUAAAAAAGCGAAAAAUUCGAAAAGAAAAAAAUUUGAACUUUUUUGGCCGGGCCGGCCAUUUUUGCUUGAGGCCCUUCUAAGGCCGGGGGGCGAGAGGUUAAUGGGCCGGCCCUCGCACAAGGUUGGCUCUGACCCCCGAGCCCCUACUGAUUAAGAGUUACCUGUAAGGGUCUUUCAAUUUUAUUAAAAAAAAACGCUUAUUAAUUUAUUUUUAGCAUAAAAACGCUUCUUCCCAUAGAGUUCAUAAAAAAAUGUCGACUAGCAUGUCCCCGAUAGGGACCACUUGGGAGUUCCUAAGUUAGAAGGAUUUGAUAAAAGCCUUGCAUCUUCGGGGCAUCGACUCGAUAAGUGUGUCCAACACGCUCAUUGAUAUUUUCUUCUUCAAUUUUUUUUAAAUCUCAGGUCAAAAUAAUAGUUUUUUUUUUGCAAAGCUAUGAACGAAAAACCAAAAAAAGUUUUCCCCCAUUUUCGCUACUGUAUAUAUACUCUUUAAUCUUUUGAGACAUCUGUCCGCGGUUUUCUGGCAAUUUCACCGUCGCUUUUUGCCAUAAGAUUCAAUGCGGAAGUCGAAACGCCUUCUGAGUGCGAAAUAGUUCUCUCAAUGACAAACAACUGUAAGUUUCCGAGCAUUUCGGUAUUCAAACUAACGAUGAUCUCUCAGCCGAUGUACCAGCUGGUCAAUUCGACAACGACCUUUUCGUCGUGAUUUACAGACAACAAUCUGUGGUCGGCAUUACGCAAUUUGUACUGAAAAAUGUUUGUUCAUCGAUAGUUUUUUUCACGUAACUUCAUAAAAAUUCAAGAAGCGAUACAGCACCGGGGUGAUUAAGCUGGAAAAGGACGAUGAGCUUAUGACGAUCGGCAUGGGAACCUCGUACUCUCGCCGUAAAGCGACUGGGGAACGCGAGGUCCUGCUCACUCCUGACGGCCGGCUCAGCAAGCGAUUCCGGCAAGUUUGAGGAGUUCGACCAAUUGCAGGUCCCUUUCCAGAGUCACUCUUAUGAACAUCUUCGAGGACUUCGACAUCGAUAUGGACGGCUUGCUCAAUAGGAAAGAGCACGACUUUUAUACGAUUGCUACAGGCGACGUUGCCCUGAAUGACGAAGUGAGAAACUCGAAUAAUACUGUCCCUUCAAAGAACGCUGUGAAAAAAAACUUUCUGGAAAUGGGAUGAGUUGCAGGAAUGGUCGUUGGUUACAUCACAGUUCAAUUCGAGGGACGGAUGCCUGACCCUAGACGGUUUUCUCAAGAUGCACCAGCUCGAGGCGACUUCUGGAGACGAGCACGUCAUCGAGGAUAUGUGGACUUCAUUGCAUCGGCUCGGCUACGACAGCGGUCUGCAGUCAAUAUAUGUAAGAUUCGACUUUAUCAAGAAGUCGCGAUGAAUUCAAAAAGUUGCUAUUUCGACAGCGCCUAAAACGAUUUCUGCGUCGAUUCAACCAUGAUUUAGUAAUGAUUUUUCAAGAAAACUUCCGAGAUUUUAUUAUGAAUUCUUCAGGGCUGUUCCUUUAACAUUGAAGUUUUCUCUCAAGCACAAAACGUCUCACUGAUUCCUGAACUACACUUUGUAACGCGUGAAGAUCGCACUUUGUACGUUGACAAUUUCAUUAUAAAUAAUUUUCGAAAACAAUCUAGCAUUCUGCAAAAACUGUACGAUUUGGGAGUUGAAGAACAGACUUGCGAUUUGCGACCUCGAAUCUUUCGCACAGAAUACUUUGGACUGCUCAUUGCACACAAAAAUCCGGUAAGAUCGUCGACUAAAUUGGAACCUGUUAAACCCAGAGGAAUAUUAUUUUUCUAGGACCUGUUGGGUAGACGUUAUCGACUUUCGAUUGAAGAAGACCGUAACGUUCGCUGGAAUUUCGUUAGUGGUCGCGAUGUGAUUCACAUGGAGGACUCAGACAGCGAAUGGGUGUUUCUUUCAAAAUUUACUACAAAAAAACUCUUAUGAAACAUGCGCUGGUGUACGAGAACCAUACGCUGAUAAAACAUAAGGAAAAGCAUUUGGCGGUAUUAAUUCGCACUUAUUUAUCUUUCAUAUGUUCUGCAGGUUCUCAUCGUCUCCUACACGGUAAUGGACGAAGACUACGCGGCGACGUUCAGUUUGAUCGAGAACUGA
Molecule: messenger RNA, 3961 nt
Organism: Caenorhabditis auriculariae
Lineage: Eukaryota; Metazoa; Nematoda; Chromadorea; Rhabditida; Rhabditidae
Source: the annotation of a GenBank genome assembly